AUGGGUGCUUCGGUUCCGGUUGCACCAGGGGAGAUGGAGCUUCAGAAGGAGUUGAGUUAUGAUGCUGGACUUGAGAAGCAGGAUGUUACGCCGCCAUAUGAACAAGAUGCCUUUGGCAAUGAGGAUUCGGCGGAGGUUAAAUACAAGGUGUUGAGGUGGUGGCAAUGUGGUUUGCUUAUGGUUGCUGAGACCGUUUCGCUGGGUGUUCUCUCUCUGCCAUCUGCUGUUGCGACUAUGGGUCUCGUUCCCUCUAUCAUUGUGCUGCUUGGCUUGGGAGUCAUCACCACUUACACGGGAUACAUCAUGGGUCAGAUGAAGUUGCGGUUCCCUCAUAUCACCACUAUGUCUGAUGCCGGUGAGGUGAUUGGUGGUAAAUUCGGCCGCGAGUUCGUCGGUGCUUGCUGGAUCAUCUUCUUCAUCUUCAUCAUGGCGAGUCACUUGUUGACCUUCACCGUCGCCAUGAACACCAUUACAGACCACGGCACCUGCACCAUCGUCUUUGGAAUCGUGGGAAUGAUCAUCUCCUUCAUCUGCUCUCUCCCUCGUACUCUGGACAAGAUGUCAUGGUUGUCCCUCGUGUCAUUCGUCAGUAUCAUGUCAGCCGUUCUGAUCACCAUGAUCGCUCUUGGAAUUGAGAGGCCCGACAAGCACGUCGUAGCCAUCGCAAACACCAAUCUCUACCACGGAUUCACCGCUGUGACCAACAUUGUCUUUGCAUUCUGCAGUCACGGCGCUUUCUUUGGUUUGAUGGCUGAGCUGCGCAACCCACGCGACUUCACCAAGUCCCUCUGCCUGCUGCAGAGUAUCGAUGUCUCCCUCUACCUGGUCGCCGCAGUGGUCAUUUACUGCUACGCCGGAGAUGGAGUCACCUCUCCAGCCCUUGGAUCCGCUUCCCCCGUCGUCUCCAAGAUCGCUUACGGAAUCGCGUUGCCAACGAUUGUCAUCGCCGGUGUCAUCAACGGCCACGUCGCAUUUAAAUACGUCUAUGUGCGCAUCUUCCGCGGCACCGACCGCAUGCACAAGCGUGACAUGAUCGCCAUCAGCUCCUGGAUCGGUAUCGCUCUGGGAAUGUGGGUUCUGGCCUGGAUCAUUGCAUCUGCCAUCCCGGUAUUCAGCGACUUGCUGAGCUUGAUUACUGCUCUCUUUGCUAGCUGGUUCUCUUUCGGAUUCCCGUCUAUCAUGUGGCUCUUCAUGAACAAGGGCGUGUAUUUCUCUUCACCACGCAAGAUUGUCAUGACCGUGAUAAAUCUCAUCAUCAUCGCCAUCGCAUUUGCUUUAUGCGGUAUGGGUCUUUGGGUGUCUGGAAAGGCUAUCCAUGACAACCCCAGCAGCGCGAGCUUCUCCUGUGCGAAUAAUGCUUAA
This is a messenger RNA of Penicillium odoratum, 1362 nucleotides long. RefSeq names its product neutral amino acid permease. Bases 1 to 1362 code for a protein of 453 amino acids. NCBI's taxonomy places the organism in Eukaryota, Fungi, Ascomycota, Eurotiomycetes, Eurotiales, Aspergillaceae. Gene Ontology annotation, biological process: amino acid transmembrane transport. The transcript has 2 exons. The record is from RefSeq and is a predicted model, not a curated record. Gene Ontology annotation, cellular component: vacuolar membrane. Gene Ontology annotation, molecular function: amino acid transmembrane transporter activity.